Molecule: messenger RNA, 2367 nt
Organism: Trypanosoma cruzi
Lineage: Eukaryota; Euglenozoa; Kinetoplastea; Trypanosomatida; Trypanosomatidae
Product: trans-sialidase, putative
Exons: 1
Coding region: 1-2367 (788 amino acids)
Biological process (GO): oligosaccharide catabolic process; ganglioside catabolic process
Cellular component (GO): intracellular membrane-bounded organelle; cytoplasm; membrane
Molecular function (GO): exo-alpha-sialidase activity
Source: RefSeq, a predicted model, not a curated record
AUGCUCUCACGUGUUGCUGCAGUCAAGGCACCCAACAAACACAACUGUCGCCGCGUGACCGCAUCCAGCGGAAGGAGGAGAGAAGGAAGAGAGGGUGAGCAUCGGAGGCCUAACAUGUUCCGGCAUGUGUUUACUUCCGCUGUGCUGCUCCUCCUUGUCGUUAUGAUGUGCUGCAGCGGUGGGGCUUCGAAUGCCGUGAAGAGUAAUUCGGGGAAUGCGCAAUUGCCUCAUACGGUCGAUCUAUUUUUGCCGAAUCAGACGCUGGUGCUGCCGAAGGGUGGAACGUCUCAAAAGACUAAGAGGGAUUUAUUUGUUUCACCAUCUCUCGUCAGUGCUGGUGGAGUAAUUGCUGCUUUUGCCGAAGGUCGCGUGUAUGCCGAAUAUGUCGUUGAUCGUAAUAAAAUAAUUGAGCCAAUUUCUUCUUAUGUUGUUGCGGAGUACAUUGACUCCUCGUGGGAUUGGUCCACACUUGUUGGCAAGGUGAGUGAAAGUACAUGGAAGGCAAACACCGUGCUUGGACCAACAGAUGGAACGGAUAAACGUGUGGGUGUUUUUUACCACCCCACAGCCACCACGAAGGGCAAUAAGGUGUUUCUUCUUGUGGGAAGCCUUGGUGAGCUGAAGGAAAGUGAUGGAAAUCGGAAAUGGAACAACCUGGGUCUGAAACUGGUUGUGGGUGAUGUGAGGGAGCCUACGAGCAGCGAGCUGACUGAACGUAUCAAAUGGGACCAAAUCAGGUCUCUGUUAAACGAGAGUACUAUAGCUGCUCACGAAGGUAAAUUGAAGGAGUUUCUUGCCGCUGGUGGCUCAGGUGUUCUGAUGGAGGAUGGCACGCCUGUGUUUCCACUGAUGGCGAAGAAUGAAGCAGAAGAAUUUUACUCCAUGAUCAUUUACUCAACGGACAACGGCAGUACCUGGGCGCUCUCUGAGGGCAUGUCCCCUGCGAAAUGCCUUAAACCCCGCGUCACCGAGUGGAAGGGAUCACUUCUCAUGAUUGUUGAUUGCAAGGAUGGCCAGAGGGUGUACGAGUCGCGUGACAUGGGGACAACGUGGACGGGGACCAUCGGGGCACUUUCAGGCGUGUGGACCAAAUCAAGAUUAUUAUUUUGGGAUCUGAGCUUGCACGUGGAAGCCCUCAUCACCGCGACCAUUGAGGGAAGGAAGGUCAUGCUGUACAUUCAGCGAGGAAACUUCUCGGGGAAGAAUAAGGCCAAUCCGCUCUUCCUUUGGGUAACGGACAACAACCGCUCGUUUUGUGUUGGACCGGUUGCCGUGGAAGAGGCUGCUGUGAGGUGGGAGUUUGCGAGCAACCUGCUGUACUCGGAUGGCAAGUUGCAUCUUUUACAACGGAGGGGCAGUGGUGAACACAGUGCCAUUUCACUCUCUCGCCUGACGGAGGAACUGAGUACAAUCAAUUCUGUCCUGAAGACCUGGGCAAAAAAGGACGCCUUCUUCUCCAAAUUGGCCAUACCCACGGCGGGUCUGGUGGCAGUAUUGUCCGAUACGGCCAGCAAUGGCACGUGGAUCGACGAGUACCUUUGCCUGAAUGCAACGGUGACGAAAGGAAGGAAGGUCAAGGAUGGAUUUCAGUUGACGGAGUCCAACUCCGGGGUACUAUGGUUUGUGAACACUCGGGAUGAUAAUGUGCGUCAUGUAUCAUUGAGCCACAACUUCACACUUGUGGCGUCGGUGACCAUCGAAAAGGCUCCGAGUAAUAGCACUCCUCUACUGGGUGCGAUUUGGGGGGAAACUAAUUCCACGCAUACCAUGGGAAUCCUGUAUACGGCGGACAAAAAGUGGGAGAUGAUGUUCAAAUACAAUAAGAAACCAAAAAGUGGCACUUGGGAGUCGGGGAAAGAAUACCAAGUAACACUCAUGCUGCAAGGCAACAAGAGCUCUAUGUACGUUGAUGGCCAGUUGCUGGGGGAAGAGGAAACGCUGUUAACAGGUGAGGCGCCACUUGAGCUUGUAAGCUUUUGCUUUGGCGCGUGUGAUAUGCAAAACUCUCCUAUGACGGUGACAAAUGUUUUUCUGUACAACCGCCCACUGAAUCCCACUGAGAUGGCUGCAAUCAAGGACAGGAAACCCGUUCCAAAGAGAGUUCCGGAACCACAAGCGGGAGAUGUUCCUCAAACCAUCGCAUCUGCUGUGUCUGGCCCAGAAUAUUUAGCACCGGGGAGGACAACUGUGGAGAGAGCUGCCAAUACCCAAAAUGCGCCAGCGGGACGCUUGACUUCUGCUGGGAAUGAAGGGACGGCACGAGAAACGGGUGAUGGUGGGGCAAAUGGUGAUGCUGGUUCCGCGUACGGGAGGGGACUGCUGCCGCUGCUUCUUCUGCUGGGGCUGUGGGGGUUUGCGGCUGCGUGA